This is a messenger RNA of Tripterygium wilfordii, 1945 nucleotides long. Its product is annotated as protein HLB1-like. The record is from RefSeq and is a predicted model, not a curated record. Lineage: Eukaryota; Viridiplantae; Streptophyta; Magnoliopsida; Celastrales; Celastraceae. The transcript has 14 exons. Bases 161 to 1744 code for a protein of 527 amino acids. Gene Ontology annotation, molecular function: protein binding.
UAAGCCUAACACUGUUCCGGGAAUCCGUCGUCCAUUCUCUCUUUCGUUCCAUUUUCAAUCGCUUGGUUCCUCGCUAAACUGUUGAAUGUUAAUUCUUCUGUAACAGAUCUCUCUUAUUCUCUCGUUCCAAUCAGUCCACCUUAAUUAUCUCUUCGUGAUCAUGUCUACUGCUACCGACGAACCUGAAUUGCAAAACGGUGUCAAACCUGAACCGGCAUCAGAUCCCGACCCUAAACCUGAAUCGCAAUUGGAACCGGAACCGGGACCACUGCCAGAAGCAGAGGCGGCCCCAGAAUCAACUCCAGAACCAGAGGCGGCACCAGAAUCAGCUCCAGAAUCAGAGACGUUGGCAGAAGCAGAACAGGAGCAAGCUGUGCUAGUUGCAGAUGCGAAGGUGGAGGAGCCACAUACCUCGAUCCGGUCCAAUGAGGCCGAGCAAACUGCAGGUCCCGAGCUAAUGAAGGACGAAGGGAACCGGACGUUCACGAUGGGGGAAUUGUUGAGCGAGUUGAAAAGCGAGGAAGGGGAAGAUCAUGACGCCAGCACUCCUUACAGUCAAGAAGAAACUCCUCAUCAACAGACAGAGCAGAACAAUGCUACAAUGGAACUGAUAAAUAGCGUUACUGCUGUUGAUGAGGAAAGUAGGAAUCGCCAAAGGAUUCUCACAUUUGCUGCUAAGAGGUAUGCUAGUACAAUAGAGAGAAAUCCAGAAGACUAUGAUGCGCUAUACAAUUGGGCAUUGGUUCUUCAGGAAAGUGCCGAUAAUGUCAGUCCAGAUUCUACUGCACCUUCAAAAGAUGCUUUGCUUGAGGAGGCUUGUAAGAAAUAUGAUGAGGCUACCCGUCUUUUCCCUUCGCUACAUGAUGCUUUCUACAAUUGGGCGAUAGCAAUAUCUGAUCGGGCAAAAAUGCGUGGUCGUACAAAGGAGGCUGAAGAGCUUUGGAAGCAGGCCACCAAAAACUAUGAAAAAGCUGUCCACCUUAACUGGAACAGCCCUCAGGCUCUUAACAACUGGGGACUAGCUCUGCAGGAACUCAGUGCAAUUGUUCCUGCUAGAGAAAAGCAAACAAUUGUGAGGACUGCAAUUAGUAAGUUUCGUGCAGCAAUACAGUUGCAAUUUGAUUUCCAUCGAGCAAUUUACAACCUUGGAACUGUAUUGUAUGGAUUGGCUGAGGACACGUUAAGAACAGGGGGAUCUGGCAGCGCGAAAGAUGUUUCCCCUAAUGAGUUGUAUAGUCAAUCUGCCAUUUACAUAGCAGCUGCUCAUGCGUUGAAACCAAAUUACUCGGUUUACAGUAGUGCUUUGCGGCUUGUGCGUUCCAUGUUACCAUUACCAUAUCUAAAAGUUGGAUAUCUGACUGCACCUCCAGUGGGGAGUUUAAUAGCACCUCAUAGUGAUUGGAAGAGAUCUCAAUUUGUUUUGAAUCAUGAAGGACUUAAACAGAUUAACAAAGGUGAGCAACAUCAAGUACCGCAAAACCUCUCUCGCAGACCUGGAGAUGUGACAAGUAUGGAUAAAAAAAUAAUUAGAGUUGAUAUCCCAGACAUUGUUUCUGUCUCGGCAUGUGCUGAUCUGACUUUACCACCUGGAGCUGGCCUUUGCAUUGAUACAAUUCAUGGACCAGUUUUCUUGGUUGCUGAUUCAUGGGAAUCACUUGAUGGAUGGCUCGACGCAAUCCGUCUUGUCUACACGAUCUAUGCACGAGGAAAGAGUGAGGUCUUAGCAGGAAUUGUAACAGGCUAGUCAUUUUGACUCACUAAAAUGCAUAUCUAUAGCAAAGUCAGUGUGUUGAUUUGUGAUUUACUGUUGAAAUAAUAUUUUCAUUGUACAAUAUUUGGGAUGGUGUGAUGUCUAGUCCAAUUUUUGUUGCAUUGUUCAAAUCUCAAAAUGAAUGUUUGUGUUCUGAGGAAGUGCACUUGGUAACAGCCUGACCUCUUUACCUAA